This is a messenger RNA of Gossypium arboreum, 1922 nucleotides long. RefSeq lists its product as uncharacterized. NCBI's taxonomy places the organism in Eukaryota, Viridiplantae, Streptophyta, Magnoliopsida, Malvales, Malvaceae. The transcript has 2 exons. The record is from RefSeq and is a predicted model, not a curated record. The coding region runs from base 1073 to 1465 and encodes 130 amino acids.
UCAACAAUUUGAAAUAAUUGUGUAUUAUACUAAAAAGAAUCGCAAGAGAAAUGAAUCCCGAUUUUAUAUCAUGGUUGUAGUAAGAGGAUUCACCAAGGAGGAGCUGUGACAAAUGAUGUGUAGUGCCACAUAAAUAUCAGGGCACAAAGCAUGUAACGUUGAGGGUCCUGACCGGAGGAUCACUGUCUCUCAGUUGCCCUAUCCAAGAUUGAAAGAAGAAAGAAAGACACUGAUUGAUUAUGAUGCUUUUUUGUUUUUAUGAUUUUGUAUCAGUUCUCUUGUUGCAGUACUUUGUUUCCUAUUUCUUUGUGUGUAUGUAUCACUGCAAUUUCUUUGCUUUGGAAUCCGUCAUUCAACUUCUCCUGUCAAAAUCCUUCAACUAUUUUCACAAUUGCCCCUCCAUGUACUCUCCUGCUCAGGUUAAUAAAUGGGGAUUUCAAAGUUGAAAAGACUAUCUGGUUUAGCAAUUAAAAUGGAUGGUUGUGGCAAUAAAGCAAGCAGGUAAAAAAACACAACUAAGGUUCUCUUGGGGACCUUGGCUCCCGAACUUAAAAAAAAAAAAAAAGAAGGUAAAUUCUGAAACCUUCCAAGUCUUGGACCUUGUAAAUUGUGACUACAUGAAGGCAAAAGAGAAGAAGACAUGAGAAGUCUAUUCCGACACUUUAAUUUGCCUCUCAGAUAAUUUGCAAAUACCCAGAAUUUUGUUUGUUCUUCCACCACCAACUUUUUAUUUAAAAAAAAAAAAUCACUGGUAGUAAAAGAGGUAGAAAAACCAUAUCCAAAUUCCAAAGUCCUGUUUUUCACCUCUUCAUGUAAAGAUAGCCCAUGUGCUUCUCUCUGUCUCCCUGUCUGCUCUCUCUUUUCCUCUCUUGCAAACCCUCUAACCUGACCUGUUUAAAAUACUCCAAGAAGCUUUGGUACUGGUGUAAAAGCUUUUAUGUACUGCCGUAACUUUAACACUAUAAAAAGAACCCUUGCUUUCUCUCACUCACAUGAAGAGCUAUGGGAUGAGAGUUGAGUAAGGCGCUAUUACUUCUGUUUUUUUUUUUUUUUUGCACCCACUGCUGAAAAAAUGGGACAAGAAGAAAGCUACUUGUAUAGUUGGUCACCGAUAGGAGCUCCAUUGAAUGUACAAAGAGAGGAGGACCACUGGAGGCAAUUUGACAAUUCUGUUAAUGCGGUGUCCUUUGGUUUUGUUGCUACUGCCAUUCUCAUCUCUAUGUUCUUAGUGAUGGCCAUCUUUGAACGCUUUCUCAGACCUAACUCUUCUCCUACUGGUCCUAACUAUGGUGACCUUGAAUCUCAGCUUAGUUUCAAUGGCAAGCUCAGGCACCCAUCACCAAAUAUGGCGGUGUACACCAGCGGAGUUUCCGUAUUAAUGCCUGGGGAUGAGAUUCCUACUUUCAUUGCACACCCAGCUCCAGUCCCCUGUCCCCCGAAAUGUCCAUCAUUGGUUCAACAUUAACACUACACAUCUGGCAAUCCUGUUGCAAACUCCUCCGGGAACAUUCAUGUAAGUGCAGUAGAAGAAAACUAAAUUUACGAAAUUGGGACGCACAUGCUACCCAAAACGAUGAGCACGAUUACCCUCAAGCAGGAGGUUUCCUAGGAACAAAGGAAGACAGUAAAGUCCGUUCAUACUUGCAUCGCCUUUGCUGCUUAUUUCCACCAUUCCAUGUUCAACAUUUUUCUGAGAUAGUGACUAAAGAUGGUCUCGAUUGCCAUCAAAUGGAUCCAAAUUAUAAAUGUAAAAGAAAAUUGAGGUAUAUUAUGUAGUUGAUUGAGAGUAUGGGAAGCAGUUUGUUGCAGAUGGAUGGAAAAUGAAUAUAGAACAUUGAAGUUGAAUCUCCAUGUGCAACAUUUAUCAAAUUACUGGCAAAUGAAAACUGAAGAAACUGCAAUCUACUAAGGCCUGGAAUUUA